This is a messenger RNA of Closterium sp. NIES-67, 1295 nucleotides long. NCBI's taxonomy places the organism in Eukaryota, Viridiplantae, Streptophyta, Zygnematophyceae, Desmidiales, Closteriaceae. The record is from the annotation of a GenBank genome assembly.
GUCCUGUGGCGGAAAGAGCUUUGGAUGACGGAUUUCGUCUCUAUUUAUUCCGUCAGUAGCUAUGGCUCUCUGAAGCAUAUGCCACCAUGGAUGACCACCAAACAACACCUGCCACCAUGGCUUUGUGAUAACUCUUUCAUUUGGCAGUAUAUAUUACGGCGGACGCCAUGACCUGAUUGCAUGUCUUUUCUCCAUCUCUUCCAUACUAUGUACACAGUAGUUCUCGAGUGAUUUCUCAGAGUAAGAAUCACACUAUCAUGGCUUAUUAGCCGUUUAUUCUUCAGGCUUUCGUGCCACCACAAGCGUUGGUUUCAAGUCUUCGGACAAGGGGUGAGAGGUUUAACAUCAUGGCGCUCACCGCAGUCGAAGUCGAUCUUAACGGAGGAUAUCUUAACGCAGUAUCCUAUAACGAGGGACCAACUCGGCAGAUCGUGCAGCUUCAUCGACUAGCCGAUCGCUCCAUCUCGUCCCGAAACCAGUCGCUCUUAAUGACCCAUGCUUGCCUUCGCAUGCGUCUGCUGAUGGCUGCGAAACGCGACAACGGACACGCGUGGCAAAUUAAGCGCCAGCGUGCAGCUCAGGAGCAAGCUUCAAAGAAGCAGUGGAUGCAACGGCUUCGGACUAUGCGCCGGCUCUUAUAUAAGUACCGCUCUUCACGCAAGUCGGUGCGGAAUCUGUAUGAAGACAUCCAGGCAGACAUGACUGGCAGCACCCGAUAUAAGGAGGACUUACUUGUACAGGGUUGUGACCUUAUCGAGGAUGCUGACAGGGAGAAUCUGCUCAAGGAGAGCCUGGAAGCAGCAGUUCAGAGAGCCUUCGCAGGCAGAGCCGUUACAGCAAGCUCCUCAAGUGUUACAACGGAGUCUUGAAUGCCAAAUUUGGCUCUUGAAUCCUCAAGAAGGAAGCAUGGCUGGAAACAGGCGCUGGGCUGGGAGGUCAAUCUCUUCCUUCAGGGUAAAUAACCCUGGGAGGCAGUGUGCCUGUUUGCCUGGGGUGUAGUACUUGGACUUCAAGAGUACUGCACCUUGUUGGAGACUGCUAGGAGAGAGCUUACUACCAGAUGGUACAGCUCGAACGCUCCUAUAGAAAGAGCCUGAAGGAGCCUGUGGGGAGAGUGCCGUAAUAGAUGCCUCUUCAGGCCUCAAUUGAGGUGAGCAGCACGCAGCAGUGUUUGCUUCUUCGGUCGUCCAAGUGCCAUUCAGUCAGUGGUGCUUGUAUGAGAUGGUCUUUUCCUGUUUACAUUGUUUAUGAUUUGUGCAUAUUGUCAUUGAGUUGAGGCCCUAUUUGCUAGGCUU